CAGUAAAUCCGUCGUCCAACAAAACCAAAAUCCGCUGUGUUCUGCUUCUGCUGCUUGCUGAUUUUUCCUCAUUCGAAACGCCUCGUCGCUGUUGUUGGACCAGCUUUCGGUAGUUAGCUCCUGGCAGCAGCGCCUACUUGCUCACCUCGAGUCGAGGAACACAAAUCCGUUCAUUUCGCGAGUUUUUCGGCAUUUUCCGGAGUAUUUUUGUUUUAAAGUUUGUGGAAAGUGGAAACGGAAGCCAAAAAAUCGGAACGGAUCGCGUUCAGCCCGAUUUUUGAGUGGGAUUCGGUGUGAUUUUUGUUCGGUUGGUUUUUUUUUUCUCGCCUACUAAGUUUUCCUUUCUCGGGAAGGGAGCCUCCUUGGAUUGAAAUCAGACUCGAGAGCUGUGAAGUGAAUAUUGGCUGCAAUGUGAAAGUCUAGUUUGAAGCAGAGUGUGGUGUAGAAAGAAGCAGCAGUCCCAAGAGCUGUGUUUGUGUGAUAUCGGGCUCUCAAGGAAAAGCACCAGAAGAAAGAAACCAAUCGCGGGAAGAGUGUGUGCGAGUUAGCGCGAAUAAAAAAGUGUUACGAAAAGAAGAAAAAAAAAUAGAUAUCAAACAGAUCGAAAGGCUGUGUUGUGCCCCUUGCUGCUGCUGAAAGAAGAACAACCCCACGUUUAGGCGGCAGAAAUGGAUCUAUUCGAGAAGGGAAGCAUAGUCAACAUCAAACGAAGUGAUGGUCGCGUACACUCUGCGAUGGUGUCCAGGAUCCACGAGGCGUCACGCUCGGUCACCGUCGAGUGGUACGAGCGUGGCGAAACCAAAGGAAAAGAAGUCGAGCUCGAUAUGCUGCUGGAGCUGAACAAACCAGACCAUUUGGCUGCAGACAGUGAUGCCACACUAGUGCCACAACUUAGGAAGGACCACAUAACUCCUGCACCAGCCAACCUUGCUAGGGAAUCGUCACAAUCGUCCGCCGAGGACGAUGGCUUCCUGGAAGAUCAGGAAGAUCCCUCCCUGGUGCAGCACAAUAACAACAACAACCAUAGUAGCAGUAAUGGAACUUCUAAUGGCACCGGAAGCAGUGGAGCUGGGCUUGGCGGUGGCACUAUGCCCAUCAGUCGGUCCACGAAUGCGGCUACUAAAUCGAAUGCUACACAAGGUGCAAUCAGCAGGCUCAACCUAGUGAAUGGAGCUGCACGAACAGCACGAACCUCGCUGGCCCCGAGCAUCAACGGCCAAGAUCAGUCCGAAAACAUUCCCCCGCAGAAAGCGAAACAGGCUAAGCCCCAACCCCCUACAGGAAGAAUGUCGAUGGCCGCACAGCCUACCGCCGCGAGCCAAAUCGCGCCCCCACCAGCGGCAGUCUCACAGCUUGCCAAGGAUGCGUCCAAUCCGCGACGGUCCUAUGUUGUCAAAGAGGUGGAACGAUUGAAGGAGAAUCGUGAGAAACGGCGAGCCAAACAAGCGGUCAUCAGGGAGGAAAAGAAUGCUUUGAUGAAUAUGGACCCGGGUAACCCCAACUGGGAACUGGCGGCCAUGAUCCGGGAAUACCAAAGCCAAAUCGAUUUCCGGCCACUACUCGACGGUCAAGCGAUCGCCGAUAACCAGAUUACGGUGUGCGUGCGUAAGCGACCGCUCAGUCGGAAGGAGGUGAUGCGCAAGGAACUGGACGUCAUCUGCGUACCCACCAAAGACACACUGAUCGUGCACGAACCGAAAACCAAGGUGGAUUUGACAAAGUUUUUGGAAAAUCACAACUUCCGGUUCGAUUACGCGUUCGACGAUACCUGUGGAAACGAACUGGUUUAUAAGUACACAGCAAAACCUCUAGUUCAGACCAUUUUCGAAGGUGGCAUGGCUACCUGCUUCGCCUACGGUCAAACGGGUUCCGGUAAGACACACACUAUGGGUGGCGAUUUCAAUGGCAAGGUUCAGGACUGCAAAAAUGGUAUUUACGCGAUGGCCGCCAAGGAUGUGUUCGCCUAUCUACACAGUCCCAAGUACAUCCCGCUAAAUUUGGUAGUGUCGGCAAGCUUCUUCGAGAUCUACAGUGGAAAGGUAUUCGAUCUUUUGUCAGAUAAACAAAAACUGCGUGUCCUCGAGGACGGCAAGCAGCAGGUGCAGGUGGUGGGCCUUACAGAGAAGGUGGUAGACUCCGUCGAAGAAGUUCUAGGAAUUAUAAAUCACGGCAACAGUACUCGCACAUCUGGUCAAACAUCGGCUAAUGCAAACUCUUCUCGGUCACAUGCCGUGUUCCAACUGGUCGUACGCCCCAAAGGAUCCACCAAAAUCCACGGCAAGUUUUCAUUCAUCGAUCUGGCGGGUAACGAACGAGGCGCGGAUACAUCGUCGGCAAACAGACAAACCCGAAUGGAAGGUGCUGAAAUCAACAAGUCGCUACUGGCAUUGAAGGAAUGUAUUAGAGCCCUGGGAAAACAGAAUGCCCAUUUGCCAUUCCGAGUUAGUAAGCUCACCCAGGUCCUGAGGGAUUCGUUCAUUGGCGAGAAGAGCAAAACCUGCAUGAUUGCAAUGAUUUCACCGGGACUGAGUUCGUGCGAGCACACGCUGAACACGCUCCGGUACGCCAACCGCGUCAAGGAACUAGUGGCCAUUGACCCGUCCGAGCGAACGGACGAAGUCGAACCGAUGGAGAGCGACGAACCCAAGAACGGUAUGCUGUCGGAGAACGAUUUGGCUCAGCUGCGCUCGUUGAAUGAACACGACAUGUCGGUGGAACUGUACAACCAGCAUGCGGCUAUUUCGGACCUACAGCAGACGGAAGAGGAAGUUGCCGACCACCACCAGAAAGUCAACGAAUUCCUGAUGAAGUUCUUGCCUGAAUCUAGGGAGCUAUAUAAACUGAUGAACUACGUCGAUUACGAUCAGGACGCUUACUGCAAACGUGGUGAAGAGCUAUUUACUCAACUGGCGGAAAUUGCGACGACGUGCAGGGACCUAAUGUCCGAAUUCCGGACGAAGCUGGCCAAGGAGGAAAUGCUGUCGCACAAAAUCAAACCGGGCCGAAAAUACAAUUAAGCACUUUCUCCUUCCUUUCUCUCUCUGUUAGUUCAAGCGUAAACGAAAUGAAAUUGAUAACUUGUAAGAUCGAGUGAAUGCGCGCGCGUACGAAAAGAUAAACGAGGAUAAUGGUGAUGCUGUACGCUUGCUGGACCAGCGACCAGCAGCGGGAAGAAGCAGAAGGGAAGCUAUACUAUCCAGUCGGCGUUAGUCCUUCAUUAUUGUGCGACUGAUUGUAAGUAGCUUUAUCUCUGAUAACGAAUGAACACACAUGCUGUCAAAACACCCGAACGUCAAACACCCACAGACAGAGCUACAUCUCUGCGCUCUUCUACGAACAGUCGCUAGGAACAACUUUCAACACGCAGGACGGAGGAUAUUUGUGGAGAUGCUUGUUAUUUAUUUAUUUACCACCAUUUUUAAACUCAUUCUACCUAACGCUAAAAAUAAACGGAAGAACACUCCUACGCAAACUGAUGAUUCCAAAUUUAUGCUGAAAUCGAUCAGCUAUCGAAGAUAUUACAGAGAAAUAAACUAAAUACUGACUAUUUUCCAAUAGAUGAGAUAAAUAUCCUUUCAUAGUAACUGUAGCGACAGAAACAAACAAAUAGAACGUUUAAUCACACGACCCAACAAUUCCUAACAAAAAGAGUAACUGUAACACAUUCUGCUACUAUGGAUGAACAAGCUUUUCUCCCCCUGCUUAGCAUUUUGAAAUCAGUUCAUUCCUCGAAUGAGAACAUAUAAAGUAGGCACAUUAGUGUUGGAAAUUUGUUGAAAAGUGUUUGUAACCAGACGAAACGACCAAUAUUAAAUUGUUAAGUAUAAAGAAGAAACGAUUAUUCUUAUCUCUUUCGCAACAAACUGCAAAAAAUGCAUUAUUCAACCAAACCUGGAAAAAGUCCCCGAUGAUUUAGUUGUUUUAGCUGUAGAGUCACUUUAAUUUCUCGUUUAUCCACGUCACGAAAUUUAUACACCUUUUCCAAUUUUAAACCUGACUUGUUCACUUACACAUGUGAUGACAAUGCAUGAAUUCAGCUUGUUGGAAAUGUUAUGAAUAUAUCCCAUUCACCGCCAGUCUACAAAAACUAAUGAUAACAGUAUGUGACAAGGGCGAACGGUCAGAAGAAUCUUACAGGGUCAAGACUGCGGUAGCUCGGGGCUGAGCUCACCGAAAGACUAUGCUGAAGUAAGAAAUUCGAGGUGAAAACCAUGUAGCGGAUUGCCCUGCUCUCAAUAUAUCUAUAGGUAUUAGCGAAAGAAGGGUGGAUAUGGGAUGCGUGGAUGUAACAAAUGUAGAUAGGAAACGGCUUACAAUGAUGAAAUACAAAAGGCAGAAAAGACGAAACAAAGGCAUACACACACAUAUUACUAUUUAGAAACAAACGCAACUGAUACAAACUAUGAAAGAUUAACAAUUUACACAAGUAUAAGGAGUAUUUUGCGAGUGUGAUCAAAUUAGAACAAAGCAACAAAAAAGUGUAUCUGUCUGCUCGAAGUGAAGAAUGUGGCAGGAGACAUAACCCAGUCAAACGAAGAAAGCAAAAAGCUAU
Messenger RNA from Aedes aegypti (yellow fever mosquito), 4552 nucleotides. It is a transcript of the gene Klp10A, whose product is annotated as kinesin-like protein Klp10A. Gene Ontology annotation, molecular function: microtubule binding; microtubule motor activity; ATP binding. The record is from RefSeq and is a predicted model, not a curated record. The transcript is spliced from 12 exons. The coding region runs from base 669 to 3017 and encodes 782 amino acids. Gene Ontology annotation, biological process: microtubule-based movement. Lineage: Eukaryota; Metazoa; Arthropoda; Insecta; Diptera; Culicidae.